GGUACCAUCGCUGGAAAAUGUUGGCAAAACAAAGAGAUGAGAUCCGAAAUUUUGGCAACCGCCUUUUUGGGCCUGGCGGUUAGGUCGAUAAUCUCGCUAUACUCCUACUCCGGUUUCGAUACUCCGCCGAUGCAUGGCGACUACGAGGCCCAGCGUCACUGGCAGGAGGUCACGGUGAAUCUGCAAGUAGGCGAAUGGUACACAAACAGCUCCAACAACGAUCUUCAGUACUGGGGCCUGGAUUAUCCGCCUCUUACGGCCUACCACAGCUAUUUGGUGGGUCGGAUAGGUCGAUCCAUUGACCCGCGCUUCGUCGAGCUCCACAAAAGCAGAGGAUUCCAGUCGAAGGAGCACAAACGCUUCAUGCGCGCAACAGUUAUGUCUGCUGACGUCCUCAUAUAUUUGCCGGCAAUAUUGUUCCUGGCCUAUUCCAUAGAUAAAACGUUUCGAAGCGAUGAUAAAUUGCUUCUAUUCACGUUGGUGGCGGCGUAUCCAGGCCAAACACUCAUUGACAAUGGACACUUUCAGUAUAAUAACAUAUCACUGGGCUUUGCCGCCGUGGCAAUUGCGGCAAUCUUGCAAAGAAGAUUCUACACGGCUGCGUUUUUCUUCACCUUAGCCCUUAACUAUAAGCAGAUGGAGUUGUAUCAUAGCCUUCCGUUCUUUGCAUUCCUUCUGGGUGAAUGUGUUAGCCAAAAGAGCUUUGCUUCUUUUGUCGCUCAAAUUUCACGGAUAGCUGCCGUCGUCUUAACAACAUUUGCUAUUUUAUGGCUCCCCUGGUUCGGAUCCGUUCAGGCCGCACUUCAAGUACUUCAUCGCCUGUUUCCUGUCGCCCGAGGAGUUUUUGAGGACAAGGUGGCAAAUGUUUGGUGUGCCGUAAACGUAGUUUGGAAACUAAAGAAACACAUAAGCAAUGAUCAAAUGGCCCUUGUGUGCAUUGCAUGCACUUUAGUUGCAUCUUUGCCAACAAAUGUACUACUCUUUCGAAGACGAACUAAUGUCGGAUUUCUACUAGCUCUUUUUAACACGAGCCUCGCUUUCUUCUUGUUCUCGUUUCAAGUGCACGAGAAAACAAUUUUGCUGACUGCCUUACCAGCCCUUUUCCUACUUAAAUGGUGGCCCAACGAAAUGAUUAUAUUUCUGGAAGUUACCGUCUUCAGCAUGUUACCCCUUCUCGCAAGAGAUGAAUUAUUGGUGCCAGCAGUAGUGGCCACUGCGGCUUUUCAUUUGAUAUUCAAAUGUUUUUAUUCAACAUCAAAGCUUACCAACGUAUUUCCAUUGAAGUUCAUAGCAAAUAUGUCGCGCAUUCUGAUGAUCAGUAUUUUGGUUGCUUCUUUGACAGUCCCGGCACCUAUAAAGUAUCCUGAUCUGUGGCCCCUUAUUAAUUCUGUUACAAGCUGUGGACACUUUUUGUUAUUCUUCUUGUGGGGAAAUGUUCAACAAUUUACCAGCGAGUUAAGUUAGUCUCUAAGGAAACCGUUCUAUAACAAUACAUACAACAUAAGCCGAAGAAAUGUUGAUAAACCAUUUA
This is a messenger RNA of Drosophila santomea, 1531 nucleotides long. It is a transcript of the gene gny, whose product is annotated as probable dolichyl pyrophosphate Man9GlcNAc2 alpha-1,3-glucosyltransferase. The coding region runs from base 37 to 1464 and encodes 475 amino acids. The record is from RefSeq and is a predicted model, not a curated record. Gene Ontology annotation, biological process: protein N-linked glycosylation. Lineage: Eukaryota; Metazoa; Arthropoda; Insecta; Diptera; Drosophilidae. Gene Ontology annotation, cellular component: endoplasmic reticulum membrane. Gene Ontology annotation, molecular function: dolichyl pyrophosphate Man9GlcNAc2 alpha-1,3-glucosyltransferase activity. The transcript has 4 exons.